Messenger RNA from Spirodela intermedia, 2380 nucleotides. The record is from the annotation of a GenBank genome assembly. NCBI's taxonomy places the organism in Eukaryota, Viridiplantae, Streptophyta, Magnoliopsida, Alismatales, Araceae.
AUGUUGCCACUGGGGGCGGUGGUGGUCGGGGCGUCCGCCGGCUACGCAUUCGCGCGCUACGGGGGCUGCGACGGGGAUCCGCUGACCUUGUUCAGCGUCGAGAACGUGCUGCACUGCCAGAAGGUGAGCGAUUUUCUGAUCUCCCUGGCCUACUUCUCUAUCCCGCUCGAGCUCUUCUACUUCGUCACCUGCGCCGCCAUCUUCCCCUUCCGAUGGAUCUUCGUCCAGUUCGGCGCCUUCAUCGUCCUGUGCGGCCUCACCCACUUGGCCACCGUCUUCACCUACGCUCCCCACUCCUUCCUCCUCAUGCUCGUCCUCACCGUCCUCAAGUUCCUCACCGCCCUCGUCUCCGUCGCCACUGCCAUCACACUCCUCCCCCUCAUCCCCCAGAUCCUCCGAGUCCUCGUCCGGGAGGGCCUCCUCCGCAAGAAAACCCGCGACAUGGAUCGAGAGGUAGGGCUCAUGAAGCGCCAGGAGGAGGCGAGCUGGCACGCCCACGAGAUCGUCCGAGAAAUUCGCCGCUCCCUCGAUCGCCGCACCAUCAUCGACACCACCAUGGUCGAACUCGCCAAGGUCCUCCUCCUGCAAAGCUGUGCCGUCUGGAUGCCAGCGGGUCCCUCCAACCCCAGGAAGAUGAUCCUGAGGCACGGGAUGAAGCCCCACCGCCGUGGCCGCCCCGUACUCAUGGCGGCGGCGGUGGCGGGGGCCGCUGCCGCUUCAGUUCCAGUGGAUGACCGGGAAGUCGCGGAGAUAGUCGACGAGAGUGGGAUCGUCUUCCUCGGGCCCUCCUCCAAGCUUCUCUGCAAGGAGGAUGGACCCUUUGGGCCUGCGGUGGCCAUCCGGAUAGCCACCCGGAGGGCGUCGAAUUCGCGCAGAGAUCGAAGAGGGAACUCGUCGGAGCACAAGGAAGAGGAGCCCGAUUAUGCAAUCCUCGUCUUGGCGCUCCCUGCCAACGAAGAGAGGGCGUGGAUGGCACAAGAGCUCGAGAUCAUCGAGGUGGUUGCUGAUCAGGUCUCUGUGGCCCUCUCUCACUGUGCCGCGUUCGAGGAGACGCUGACGAUGAGGGAGAAGCUGCAGGAGAGGAAUACGAUGCUCAAGCGUGCCCAGCAGGAAGCCAUCAAGGCCAACGACGCUCGGAUGCUCUUCCGCAGUGUGAUGACCGGGGAGAUGAUGGGGCCUGUUCGAGCUGUGGCCGCCGUCCUCUCCUCUUUACAGCUGGAGAAACUGAAACCAGAGCAGCUGGCCAUGGUGAAAGGGGGGCUUGUUCUGUCCUCCCUCAUCCAGGACACCGCCGAUGUCUCUGCAUUCGAGGAGAACAAGCUGGAGGUCAGUCUGAGGCCUUUCGCUCUGCGGCCGGCUCUGGAAGAGGCGGUGAUGAUGGCAAAGCUUCUUUGCUGCUGCCGAGGUGUCCCAUUCCACUGCACCGUAUCCGGGAAGAUACCCGUCGGCGUGGUGGGAGACGAGAGGCACAUCCUCGAGGCGGUUCUGUUCAUGGUCGCCCACCUGCUUGGCUCCGGCGACCAGGGGCCUGUAACUCUUCGUAUAUACGUGGAAGAGGGCUCGCAGGGGGCGUGGAAGCAGGGCCGCUACGAUGACCUCGUGAAGCUUGGAUUUGAGGCCAGGAAAGCCCUUGUCCUCGGAAGAGAGGAUCCUGCGACUUCCGAGUCUCCUGGCUAUGGCGAACACAGCAGCCACACACACGGCAUGACAGUCUGCGAGCAGCUCGCGCGGGUGAGUUCCCGAUCCUAGAAAAAAUAAAGUUUUCCGCUCCGAAAGUAUUUGCGUAUUUGAUUCGCCCGGUCAUCUUCACCUCUGCGUGCAGCUCAUGAACGGGAACCUGUCUGUCGGAGCAGCGUCCCAGAGCCUGGGGAAGGAGAUGGCCUUGGUGGUGAAGUUGCAGAGGAAGCGAUCCCAGGAGGGGAAGCUCCGGCCAAAGGCUCCUCCCGGCGGCGAGCUCAGCGAGAGCACCCGCGCCAUGCUCGAAGGGAUGAGCAUCCUCCUGGUGGACGGCGACACCGUGAAUCGGUCCGCCUCGCGGCGGGUCUUUGAGCGGCUCGGCUGCCGCCUGACGACGGCCUCCUCCUGGUUCGAGUGCUCCGAGCUCCUGUACCUGCGGGGGAGCAGGUUUCAUCUGCUGCUCAUCGACGCUGCCGUUCUCAGCAAGGAGGGGUCCGACAUGUCCGCCCAGCUGGGCCAGCUCUGCUCCGAGGGCAGGCUCAUCGCCAUCGCCCUCGUGCCCAAGGGCGAGAACGAUCCCCCGGAGUGGUGGAUGGCCACCGGCGUGCAAGGAGCCAUAGCAAAGCCCGUCGUCCUCCAAGAAAUGGCCCUUGAAUUGGGGAGGAUCACCCAGCGGCUUCACCCUCCUUCGGCUCUGCCGUGA